AUGGCGGAAACGGCAGCUCCCCCCAAACCGGUUCACACCCUCGUGCUCGACGCCGGACCCCUCCUCAAGAACGUCCCCCCGCUCUCGUCCUUGCUCGCACAGGCCGAAGAGCUCGUCACCACGCCAUCUGUGAUCAAUGAAAUCCGUGAUCCUGAUGCGCGCUCCCGAAUCGAGACGAUGUAUAUGCCUUUCCUCAAGCAGCGGACCCCGACUGCGAAGAGCAUCAGUGUCCUCAGCGAAUUUGCCCGCAAGACCGGCGACCGGCCCGUCCUGAGCAAGGUCGAUAUCGAGGUGUUGGCGCUGGCGUACGAGAUUGAGUGCGAGCGAAAUGGCGGUGAUUGGAGAUUGCGGAGCGUCCCGGGCCAGAAGGGUCUGAAUGGGAAGCCUCCGGGGAAGGAGGAGGAGAAGAAGCAGCAGGAGGGCGAGGAGAAGAAGGAGGAGUCGGAGCCAGCUGAUACGCAAGAGAAGGCUGAAGACGGGAAUACAAAUGGCACGCAGGUGGACGAAGUCGCAAAAGAUCUGGAAAAAACCACACUGGACGAGAAUCCCAAGCCCAGUGAGGAUCAUUCGGAGAACGCUCCUGCAGAUGACACUCCCUCCGCAGAACAGACAGACGAAUCCGCUCCUGCACCAGCUCAAGAAGCUGAAGCUGAAGCUGAAGCUGAAGUGGAGGAAGACGAGCCCGAAGAUUCCGACUCGGAAGGCUGGAUCACUCCGUCGAAUAUCAAGAAGCGGCAGGCCCAGGACGAGGGGAUUUCUGCCUCGGCAACGCCAGAGCCCAAAGUCAUGCAGGUUGCGACAAUGACCACCGAUUUUGCUAGGAUCCGCCAUCUCAAGACGUACAUCAAGCGCUGCCACGCCUGCUUCUGCACCACCAAGGAAAUGAACAGGCAAUUCUGCCCGCGCUGCGGGAAAGACACGCUGACCCGCGUGUCCUGCACCACGGACGCCAACGGGCAGUUCAAGCUGCACCUGAAGAAGAACAUGCAGUGGAACAACCGCGGCAACAGGUACAGCAUCCCCAAACCGGUGCCCGGCAACGCCAGCGGCAAGUGGAAAGGCGGCGGCGGCGGUAAAGGCGGAUGGGGCACGGAGCUCAUCCUGGCGGAGGAUCAGAAGGAGUAUAUCCGAGCGGUGAAGGACCAGCAGCGACAGCUCCGCAAUGAGCACGAUCUUAUGGACGAGGACUACCUGCCCAGUAUUCUGUCGGGGGAGAGACACAAGAUUCCUGGCGGUAGGAUUAAGGUCGGGGCUGGCAGGAACGUGAAUGCGAAAAAGCGACGAUGA
Messenger RNA from Rasamsonia emersonii CBS 393.64, 1287 nucleotides. Its product is annotated as Proteasome maturation ans ribosome synthesis protein Nop10. Gene Ontology annotation, biological process: ribosomal small subunit biogenesis; maturation of SSU-rRNA. The transcript has 2 exons. Gene Ontology annotation, cellular component: preribosome, small subunit precursor. Lineage: Eukaryota; Fungi; Ascomycota; Eurotiomycetes; Eurotiales; Trichocomaceae. The record is from RefSeq and is a predicted model, not a curated record. The coding region runs from base 1 to 1287 and encodes 428 amino acids. Gene Ontology annotation, molecular function: RNA endonuclease activity.